Molecule: messenger RNA, 1492 nt
Organism: Cynoglossus semilaevis (tongue sole)
Lineage: Eukaryota; Metazoa; Chordata; Actinopteri; Pleuronectiformes; Cynoglossidae
Product: E3 ubiquitin-protein ligase RING2-A-like
Exons: 8
Coding region: 234-1352 (372 amino acids)
Biological process (GO): negative regulation of DNA-templated transcription
Cellular component (GO): ubiquitin ligase complex; PcG protein complex
Molecular function (GO): chromatin binding; ubiquitin protein ligase activity
Source: RefSeq, a predicted model, not a curated record
CCCAAAUCUGAAACUAAUUUCUACACUGAUUGUAUGACAUGUUCAGACUCACUAUGUGUAGUUCUCGAAGCUUCGCACAGGGAUCCGCCAUUUUGUAGUUUUGGCGCCGUCAUAUGUUGGUGAAAGACCGUAAACUCUGACUCUCGCAAGCAGUGGACCUGUAUUCAGAGUGUUUUCGUAGUGUGUGCGGGGUUUACAGUAGACUGUCAGGGGAUUGUGGGGAAACUGCAGCCAUGACAGCUCCAGUGAACAUCCAGACCCCGAGUAAGAACUGGGAACUGAGUCUUUAUGAGCUGCACCGGAGCCCACAGGAGGCGAUCAUGGACGGCACGGAGGUGUCAGUGUCUCCUCGAGCUCUACAUAGUGAGCUGAUGUGUCCCAUCUGUCUGGACAUGCUAAAAAACACCAUGACCACCAAAGAGUGUCUGCAUCGGUUUUGCUGUGACUGCAUUGUCACUGCACUGCGCUCCGGGAACAAAGAAUGUCCAACCUGCAGGAAGAAGCUGGUCUCCAGACGCUCGCUGCGUCGAGACGCUAACUUUGAUGCACUGAUCUCUAAAAUCUACCCGAGCAGAGAGGAAUAUGAGGCUCAUCAGCAGAGAGUUUUGGAGCGACUCAACCAUCUCCACAACCAGGAGGCUCUGAGCUCCAGCAUCGAGGCCGGGCUUCGACAGCAGGCUCGCUGCAAGAAUGACAGGAACCACAGGUUGAAAAGACCAGCUCAGGAAAGUGACACCAACCCCUUCAGUGGAGGUGAGGAUAAUGGAGAAACACACUCACACCUGUCACAUGACUCCGCCCCGUGUCACACGGCACAGUCCUGUAGCCACACCCCUUCAGAGGCGGGGCCGAGCCGCAAAAGAAGAAGCAACUCAGAAGACGGUUCGGGACCUGAGGAUGACGGGGGGAGUCUGCCUCCCCCCAGACGCUACAGAGAAGGGCAGGCCUCUGAGAUUGAGCUGGUGUUCAGACCACACCCACAUCUGGUCCACGCCCAUGACUACAACCAGACCAGGUUCGUAAAGACCACGGCCAACGCCACCGUGGACCAUCUGUCCAAGUACGUGGCUCUGCGCGUCUCCUUAGAGCACAGAAGUGCCAGCGAGGAGGCGGAGCAUAGAGGAGGAAGGGAGGGGUCAUGUUUGGGCCAAGUCAGUGAGAAACAGUUCACCAUCUACAUCAUGACCAGAGGACAGUUCACGACCCUGAAUGGUUCUCUGACCCUGGAGCUGGUCAACGAAAAGUUCUGGAAGGUCAAGAAACCCCUGGAGCUCUAUUAUGCCCCCACCAAGGACCACGCUGCCCCAGCUGACCACCAGAGGUCUCCACCUCCUCCUCAGAAGGAAGGAUGAGCAGUUUGUUAGAAAUUAAAUGUUGUUUUUUUAAACACUAAUUAUUUUUCAGCAUUUAGAUUUGAUCUGUAAAAUAUAACAGAAUAUUUUCUUUGAACUGCAGUGUUUUCAAAAAUAAAAGCUUCUGGAAGUUUCUAUUC